GCUGCGCCCCCACAGAGUGCGGUUCCCCGCACACGCCGGUCCGCGCCGCUGGCAGGACCGCUGAUGCCCUUCGACUUUGGGGUGGGUAGGGACCCUCCAAAUUUUUUCGGCGGAGGCCGCACCCUGGGGUGGGCUGAGGUCUGGAAAAGCUGGGCUCCUAGCAGCGGCCAGCAGGCGGAGGGGAGAAUUUAUGGGACCGCGGGCCGCCACCGGGCACCCAGCCUCCGGGAGGCCCCGGGAGCUGCGGGGACCAGGCGCGGCCCGCAGCGGCGCUCCGGGGCGCCGGGGGAGGCCGCCAGCACCUAGCCUGGGAGGGGCGGGUAGGACGCGCUCCAGUGGCCUUGCAGAUCCUGCCCCGGCCCCGCCCUCCAGGACGUCCCGUCAGAAAACCCACGAGCUGCUCGGCGGCGCGGCAGCGACUCAGCCUCAGCCUCAGCCUCGGCGCAACAGACUCGUUCCAGCGUCCGCAGCCCUGGAAGUGACGCCGAGGACCGGAGCAGGUGCCUGUGCGCCGGGGGACCCAGUGAGUCGCUGUGCCAAGGACUUGGGGGAAAUAAAAGGAAUAAAGGCCAACCCCACUUCGAGGGAUCAUGACAUAAUGCCAGGAAGUGGGAGUUGAAGUGACCUGGGUGAUUCUGAGUGAGUUGGUCAGGGAGGCCUUCCUGGAGGAGGUCGGUGGCAGGCUUCUUGGCAUGAUGACUUGGUGGCAGCUGCCUCCCCAGGCCCAUCCUCUGCCACUUCCAUCAGACUUCAUUCUCCCACAACCCCAGCUGCCUGCUGUUCUCUGACUGGCUGUGCCGCAUCCUGCCUCUAGGCCUCCGUGUGUGCUCACUUCGCCUGGCUAGCUCCUGUUUGUGGGCUCGGGCCCCAAGGUGUGGCUGCCACAACACAUCAAGCUAUUUCCAGGGCUGGGCCCAGCACUAGAGCUGACUCAGCUGGGGUCACCACCGGUUCCAGAGGAUGAGACUCUUCCGCAGACGCCACAUGCCCCUGCGCCUGGCCAUGGUGGGCAGUGCCUUUGUGCUCUUCCUCUUCAUCCUGCAGAGGGAUGUAAGCAACAGGGAACAGGCCACAGAGAAACCGUGGCUGAAGUCCUUGGUGAGCCAGAAGGACCACGUCCUGGACCUCAUGCUGGGAGCCGUGAACAACCUCAAGGAUUCGAUGCCCAAGCUCCAGAUCAGGGCUCCAGAGCCCCAGCAGGCACUGGUCUCCACAAACAAGUCCUGCCUCCCUGGGUUCUAUACCCAGGCGGAACUGAAGCCCUUCUGGGAACGGCCGCCACAGGACCCCAACAGCCCUGGGGCGGACGGGAAAGCAUUUCAGAAGGACAAGUGGACCCCGCUGGAGACCCAGGAAAAGGAAGAAGGCUACAAGAAGCACUGCUUCAAUGCCUUCGCCAGUGACCGGAUCUCCCUGCAGAGGGCUCUGGGGCCCGACACUCGACCCCCUGAAUGUGUCGACCAGAAGUUUAGGCGCUGCCCGCCACUGCCCACCACCAGUGUCAUCAUUGUGUUUCACAACGAGGCCUGGUCCACGCUGCUGCGGACGGUGUACAGCGUCCUGCACACCAGCCCUGCCAUCCUGCUGAAGGAGAUCAUCCUGGUGGACGAUGCCAGCACUGAGGAGUAUUUAAAGGAGCAACUGGAGCAGUACGUCAAGCAGCUGCAGAUCGUGAGGGUGGUGCGGCAGGAGAAGCGGAAGGGGUUGAUCACGGCCCGACUGCUGGGAGCCAGCGUGGCACAGGCAGAGGUGCUCACCUUCCUGGACGCCCACUGUGAGUGCUUCCAUGGCUGGCUGGAGCCCCUCCUAGCUCGCAUCACCGAGGAUGAGACGGCGGUGGUGAGCCCAGACAUCGUCACCAUUGACCUUAACACUUUUGAGUUCUCCAAGCCCAUCCAGAAGGGCAGAGUCCACAGCCGGGGCAACUUUGACUGGAGCCUGACCUUCGGCUGGGAGACUCUACCUGCACAUGAAAGGCAGAGGCGCAAGGAUGAGACCGACCCAAUCAAGUCCCCGACGUUUGCUGGUGGCCUCUUCUCCAUCUCCAAGUCCUACUUUGAGCACAUCGGUACCUAUGAUAAUCAGAUGGAGAUCUGGGGAGGGGAGAACGUGGAAAUGUCCUUCCGGGUGUGGCAGUGUGGGGGCCAGCUGGAGAUCAUCCCCUGCUCUGUGGUCGGCCAUGUGUUCCGCACCAAAAGCCCCCACACCUUUCCCAAGGGCACCAAUGUCAUUGCUCGCAACCAAGUGCGCCUGGCUGAGGUCUGGAUGGAUAACUACAAGGAGAUUUUCUACCGGAGAAAUAUACAGGCAGCAAAGAUGGCCCAAGAGAAAUCCUUCGGUGACAUUUCUGAACGACUGCAGCUGAGGGAACAACUACACUGUCGCAACUUUUCCUGGUACCUGCACAAUAUCUACCCAGAGAUGUUUGUUCCUGACCUGAAGCCCACCUUCUACGGAGCUAUAAAGAACCUUGGCAUUGAUCAGUGCCUGGACGUGGGCGAGAACAACCGUGGGGGGAAGCCCCUCAUCAUGUACCCCUGCCACGGCCUCGGCGGCAACCAGUACUUUGAGUACACAACCCAGAGGGACCUUCGCCACAACAUUGCAAAGCAGCUGUGUCUACACGCCAGUGCUGGCACUCUGGGCCUUCGGAGCUGUCAGUUCACUGGCAAAAACAGCCAAGUCCCUAAGGAUGAGGAAUGGGAAUUGACCCAGGACCAGCUCAUCAGGAAUUCAGGAUCUGGUACCUGCCUGUCGGCCAAGGACAAGAAGCCUGUCGUGGCCUCCUGCGAUCCCAGCGACCCCCGCCAGCACUGGCUCUUCAUCUAGGCCGCAGAUCACCCUGAUGGGAGUUCCCACGAGCCUCUCAGGACACAGGGUUUUGGGGACCCUGAUACUUGGGAACCCAUUCAUCAGCUUCUCUGUAGGCCUUAAAGAUGGAGUUCUAAACCUAAUUUUGGAUGUCAAGGCAGGACCUCCUACUCCUUGCAGUGACGUGGGGCCCAUUUUCUUUAUGCUGAUGAAGAGACCGUGAGAACACGUCAUCAUGGCCCAGAGCUUUCCCUCUGUCCUAGAUACAGACUCCCAAGCAGAGAGAGCUCCUGGGACAGGGCCCGAGGCAGCAGUGCCGAAUCCAAGAGAAGGACUCCUGCAGCCACGUCCUGCACCGCUGGUCACGUAGCGCACCCACAGAACCCAGUAACACCGUAUACUCCUCUGUUAGGGGUCUAUGAGCGUCUCCUUUGCUUAUCAUACCCCAAGUCUGUAGAGCCGUUUACGGAAAGCGCCCUGACAGGAAUCCUUUAUCUUACUUCCUCUGACAAUAACUCUGUGAGAAGGGCAGAACAGGAGCCUGCAUGCUCACUUUACAGAGAAGGAAGCUGAGGCAGAGAGGGGUAAAGGAGGUAGCCUCGCAGCUAGUGGAUGGCUGGAGCCAAGACUGGGAUUGAACACAGAACCAGGGCGCCUUCCACCACACCACAAGAACACUAAACAACUAGCCAUCAGCCUGCCCAUUCUCUCUUCUCUCCUUUCUGGUCCUGUCUGGCUAGCUGGUCUCCAUAAAGCUUAGAACAGUGGAGCCGGGUAGCCGGGAGGGAGCCAUAACGCUCAUGGAGCCAGUGAUUCUCAGGUUUAAGUUCCCGAACCCUUUUUGUACUGCCCCAUGUGUAAUGUGACGAAGGGCAAAGCAGCCCUGGGUGAAACUGAGGGUAGACGAGGGCAGUGCCCAUCAGCCCCUGAACUUCUAAAAUACUCUAAGACAGUUUGAAAACUGUCAUUUUAGCUCAGGCUUAUCACUUUCCUUUUAUAAAACCGAGGGCAAAUAAGUGAAGUAAUUUGCCCAAGGCCACACAGCAAGGCAUUGGCAGCCCUGAGGGAGGGCCCAGAUAAGACCCAUGAGAGCCUUGGGAGCCUGAGGAAUCAGGGACAGUGUAUACUCCACACGUGAUUGCGUUACUGGCCUUGUCUGCUGUGCUCACAUGAAGUCCCCACGUGGACCACUCCUGACAAUGCCUGUCAGCUCUUUUCCCAGCAACUCGGACUCCACACACACAGACGCAAGUUCUUCCAGGUCUGACUUUCAGUAGCAGGCUGUCACCUCAGGCAUCGCCACGUGAGGGCGCCAUGGGACCACAGCUGCCUCUCCUUCCCAGCAACUCAUUACUGCAAGUCUCCUAAGCUCCCUGAAGAGCCCUGCAGAGGAAACACUUUGGAGUAGCCCACCCAAAGGAGAAAGGCAUAGCCUCUCCCAGGAUGUGGCCUGGAGUGGAAAAGGGGAAAGGUCUUCUGAAAGAGAAGAGAGUUGGACGUGAGAUCCCCAGGGAAAUAAAGGUUUUAUGACAUUGGCAUUGGAUUCUUCUUCACCCUUUAUUGUUCUUUCGCUGAUCCUUUUGGAGAACUAAUUGAUUCAGGCUGCGAAGAACUACACACAUCUGAAAAGUUCUGUCACAGCCACUGGCUCUUGUUCCCAAACAACCCCUGGCCCCCAGCUGAGCCUCCAUACUGGGUGUCAAGGCCAUGUAGACCUGAGGAGUUGUAGAAUGGGGCUCUUCCCCUGUGGAACUCACACUUGAGCUGGGGAAGCAGAGAUGUAAGCAAGUGGUGGAGUGUUUAGAGAUAUGCUAGCUGACUUAGAACAAUUCCUCCCACUUCGGGGAAUCAGGGAAGGCCUUACAAAGAUGGUGACAUUUGACUCGAGACCUCAAAGGAUGAGUCCUCAGGUGGGAAGGAUUCAAUGAGCAAAGACCUCAUACGAGAAACCAUCUGGCACAAGAAGAGUCACAGAAGGACGGAGGCACAAGUGGGUCUGGGAAGCCAAGAGGACAUCAGGGUGAGGGAGCAGUGGGUGUAGCAGCUGGAAGACGAAGACCACAGUAUGACCUUCAGGGGCACUUGUGCCUUCAUAAAAUAUUUUUUAAAUUAUGUUGUAUAGUUGCAUUGGUAUAAAGAUGACUAUAAUCCAAGCUGAUGGAAUUCAUCUUAUUUCUUCUUACUUUAAAUAAACUAAAACAUUUUUGUGGGCCCUGGGCACUGUACCCACUGUACCUGCUGGGUACGUCAGCCCCAUACAACAGGGGUGCGGGGCCCCAUUGAAAAGGCCUUGAAUGUCAUGCCAAUAAGUCAGCUAAGCCAUUGGGAGCCACCGUUCCUAACUCUAACCCUAGCCCUACUCUUGGUUGCAUUAAACAUCCAAUCGUUUAUCAGGCAGGCCAUUUAUCCCAGUAUCACUCACACAGUCUAUUACAUCACCCAACAGCUCUCCAGCCCAAUCUUAUGAUAUAUGCCCAACCAAGGUGCCCUGGUGUGAUUCCUCACCCACCCCAAAGCAGCACGGCCUCUCUCAGGGGCAGUCAGUUCAGAGUAACUCACAGGAAGUGAGAGAUGCAGCGGAAGAGAGACAAGAUCACAUGACAUGCCUACAGAGUAGGCCCAGGUUUGGGGGUGAGGAGAGGGCUACGAAAGCGGGGUAGUUAAGAGGAGGGAGAGAGCACUGACAGGUGGUGGAAAGGCUCAAGAAACCAGCUUCACGGCCUCUUUUCAGCCAAUGCGGGCCUUGCCCUAGCCUGACAUCUGCACUCUUCCUUAAUACCCACCCUUCUGACCACUCUCAGAGCUAACCUGAAACCUUAAAACUUUGAUGCUGGCCCUGCGCUGCUAUCUCCUGGCUCUAAGGGCCUCUUACCUUUCUAAGCUGCUCCCCUUUGGGGGUCUAUU
Messenger RNA from Phyllostomus hastatus (greater spear-nosed bat), 5715 nucleotides. RefSeq names its product polypeptide N-acetylgalactosaminyltransferase 6 (gene GALNT6). The record is from RefSeq and is a predicted model, not a curated record. The coding region runs from base 961 to 2829 and encodes 622 amino acids. Lineage: Eukaryota; Metazoa; Chordata; Mammalia; Chiroptera; Phyllostomidae. The transcript is spliced from 14 exons. Gene Ontology annotation, cellular component: Golgi apparatus.